UACUCCGAGUUCUCGUAAAGUUUGCCCGCGUACCGGUUACGCAGUUUACGCGUGUAAUAACGGAAAUUAUUCACAUCGUACUAGCAAACGUUUCUUGCAUCUUGUGAACUCAAAGAUUUCGUCUUGUGGAGCACCGUUUUGAGAAACUGAUCAAGAUGGCCGACGUAUCGGAGGAAGUGCCGAUCAAGGAUGCCGCGACAGCAAUCUCUCAGGGUAAACGCCACCUCCUGGUACGCGAUUAUCAUCUCGCAGUAGCCGUCUUAGCUCGUGCGUGCGAGCUUCUUGCUCAGGAGCAUGGAGAGACCGGCGACGAGAUGGGUGAACUCUAUCUACUUUACGGACGAGCUCUUUUGGGUCUGGCACGUGAAGAGGCGGGAGUGUUAGGUGGUGGUGUGCCCGGAUCCGAGGAAGUCAGUCAGGAUGAGCAAGGUGAAGAUGAGGAGGAAGAAAAUGAGGAGGGAGCCGUAACCGAAGGCAAUCAUACAGAAAGUAGCUCUUGCACAUCAAACGGCAAAGAGAAUGAUAAGCAAGAGAUAAAAGAUGAGGAGAAAGAGGAUGAAGAACCGAAGGACUCAAAAGACACGAAAGUUGAAGAAUUUGAAGGACUCGCAAAGGAUGAAAAGAAGGAAGAGUCUGAUAAGAUGGUGGACAAUAAGAUUGAAGAACAGAACAAGCAAAGAGAAGAAAUUCCUGGCUGUAGUCGAGAUUUUGACCUGCAUAAUGGCGAAGCUUCUGGUAGUGGUUUGAACAGAAAAAAAGAAGAAGAUGAAGAGGCGGAAGAAGAAGAUGUUGAAAAGGAAAAUGACGAGGACGAAAUCAACAAUCUACAGAUUGCAUGGGAAGUCUUAGAACUAGCGAAAUUGGUGUUAGUAAAACGCGGACCUCCAGGCUGGAAGUUUUUGGCUGAAGCUUAUCGCCUUCUGGGCGAGGUUGCGAUGGAGGGUAGCAACCAUGAAAGCGCACUGAUCGAUUUCAAGGCCUGUUUGAAUCUUCUGGAGAAAAUGACUCCACGCGAUCAUCGUGCGAUCGCCGAGAUUCAUUAUCAGCUCGGAUUGGCGCAUGCGAUGGCGAACAACUUUGACAUUAGCAUUGAACAAUUCAACCAGGCGUCUGCGCUGUUGGAAGCAAAGAUUGUGCAUUUGAAGACUUUGCAAGAUGAUCCACCCCAAUCUGAUGAUCCAUUCUACACCGUUGAAGGAGAGAUCAAGGAACUGCAGGAACUUCUUCCAGAGAUUCAAGAAAAAAUCGCAGAUAUUAAUGAUCUGAAGAAAGAAGCCAAUGUGCUCAAAGAGAUUAAAGAAGAGAGAUUGAAUGGAUGUUCUAGUGACGGUGAAGCGAAUGAGGCUUCUGGAAGUGGUAGUAGUAGUAGUAAGUCGAAACCUGCCAGCGAUAUAUCACAUCUGGUAAGAAAAAAGCGCAAAGCGGAGGACGAAGAGGAGACUGCUUCUCUUUGUAAGAAACCGAUGCAGGAAAAGGAAGCGUGAAAAGUGCGAGUAUCUGUUUUUUCAUAAUAA
Molecule: messenger RNA, 1514 nt
Organism: Mycetomoellerius zeteki
Lineage: Eukaryota; Metazoa; Arthropoda; Insecta; Hymenoptera; Formicidae
Gene: Nasp
Product: Nuclear autoantigenic sperm protein
Exons: 3
Coding region: 156-1484 (442 amino acids)
Biological process (GO): CENP-A containing chromatin assembly; DNA replication-dependent chromatin assembly
Cellular component (GO): nucleoplasm
Molecular function (GO): histone binding
Source: RefSeq, a predicted model, not a curated record